GCUAUAUUCCAAAUCUUCUGUAUCCCUAAAAAAACCUUUUUUAGAUGAACAGACUAACUUUUGUUUAACAAAUUUCAAUUAUUCACUGAAAAUAUUGCCUUCUACUGCAGCUCAACAUGAAGGUGAGUAAAUGAUGACAAAUUUAUUUUGAAUUACAGUUAAAAUGUGUUAGCUGAGCAUGUUCAAAACAUGUUUUUUCAGGAGCACAAGUCGAAAAUUUUACAAUUAGAGGAGCGUAUUUCCAAAGCCAAGUUAAAUUACUCCAGCACUCUGCGCCACCUGGAGCAAAUCAGUGAGGAGAUUCAUGCCCAGAGGGAGCAGGACCAAACAAAGGAUGAACCAAUCAAAACGUGCGGUGGGCGGAGCCCGCCUGUAGGAGCAGAAACAAGCAACAGCACAGGUACCGAAGGCGGAGCCUGCGGAGGCUACCCGAGAUCAAAUGAUUGGGUGGCUGGAAAAGAGGGCGUGGCUAAUACCAGAGAGUGGGUGGAGACGCAUCAGAACUCCAGGUGGGUGGACAUGGGAAGAGCAGAGGUGACACGAUCUGGUUCAGACUCUCUUUCCUUCGUCAGCCUCCAGACCAUCAUCUCUGAUCUUGAAAAGUGUGACUCAGUUGAACACCUGGGCCGCCUCAGCAGUGACAUCAGUCUCUCGGGGGAAGAAGGGGAGAGAGACGGGAUGGAGAAUGAUAAAAAACUAGUGAGGCAAAUAAACGCAGACAUUUCAGAGUUCCUCAAACAACACAUAAGAAGUGUCAGUUUAUGAGUGCGUCCAUGAAUAAUGCUUUUUCUAAGUUUUCCUUAGGCUGGCUGCACACUAGACUAUUUUAAGGCCGAUUUUAAGCCCGAUUUGCAUCCCCGAACGAUCGGGGGGUGUGGCCCGAUUCGCGGCUUGUCGCAAACGAUUUUUUGUCAAAAAAAUCCUCUAUUGUGUGGUGUCAUUAUGAUUAUUUAUCUGCUCCCGAUCGAGACGGAGUGUCCCCGAACUCAAAUCUCAACAUGUUUGAUAUUUACGACUCUUGAUCUGGCUGCCUCUGACGUGAUACCCGCGAUAG
Messenger RNA from Sinocyclocheilus rhinocerous, 1054 nucleotides. Its product is annotated as SH3 domain-binding protein 5-like. The record is from RefSeq and is a predicted model, not a curated record. Gene Ontology annotation, biological process: intracellular signal transduction. Gene Ontology annotation, molecular function: protein kinase inhibitor activity. NCBI's taxonomy places the organism in Eukaryota, Metazoa, Chordata, Actinopteri, Cypriniformes, Cyprinidae. Bases 190 to 765 code for a protein of 191 amino acids. Gene Ontology annotation, cellular component: cytoplasm. The transcript has a single exon.